GACAAGCUCUCUCAGAGGAUCUCGAGAUUCUCAUCGUCUACUUCAUCCGGUUGCCGACACCCGCCUCCCUCUUGCAUUCCAUGUAUCUUCCCCACCCUCCGUCCGUCCGUCCCACACGCGAACAGGACAAGCUCUCUCUAGAGGAUCUCGAGAUUCUCAUCGCCUACUUCGCCCAACAGGGCCGCGACAUGUGGCAGGCCCUCGAGGUCUACGAUUGGAUGGUCCGCGGGAACCGCGUGGAGCGCCGAACGCGGCGCCUCAUCCACGUCAUCAUGGACCAGCGCCUCGGGCAGCUGCUACAGGAAGGCUGCCCGACGGAAAAGGUCUUGCGGCUGGUGGGCAGGAUGGUGGAUCUCGGGCUGCCCCCGGAUUUCCCGCUGAAAAGAAUGGUGGGGGAGGAGCUGUGGGAUAGAGGGGCGGUGGCGGAAGUUGUGAAGCUUCUGAGAAUGUUCCGGAACGAGGACGAAAGUGCGUGGAAGGAGCAGGGAGUGGUAGCUGGAGUGAGAGUUGUGUCUUGGAAUGAGGAGGAGGAAGUGAAGGAAGAGGAGGACGAGGAAGAGGAAGAGGAAGAUGGGGAGGGAAAAGAAUGGGAGGAAAGUGAGGAGGGGAGUGUGUGGAGUGGGUUAAGUGAGAGUGAGGAUGAGGUGGAGAUUGGUAGUGGUGGGCAGAAAGAUGGGGAGGCGAGGCCAUCAGACCGCGCAACUCAAGCCGCGCAAUGUGUGAACUCCCCAGGGAGCGCGCGGCAGGAGAUUCAGGAGCGGCUGAAGCUGCAGCUGCUCGUGCGAGCGAGCAGCCGUGAAGCCACUGGGAGUAGCACCGGCGCCAGAAGCAACGGCAAACAGAGCAGCAGUAGCAGCAGCAGCAGCAGCAGCAGUAGCAGCAGUAGCAGCGGUGGCACUGGCAGCAGCGAGGAAAUGGUGAUACAGAGAAAACCGGGUCCAGGGGCGCUGGCAGAUGGACGAUUCUCAGGAGCGGAGGGCAGUGAGGAGCAUAGUCGAUUACAGAGCAGAAGAGGAGGGAUCAGUGGGGAUGGUAUCGUUGUCAGCUCAGGGGGGGCGAAGGAGGCGAGGGCAGGGCAAAGGCAGGAGCAAGGGGGUAGGCAGGCAGGCAGCGAGUCAAAGUCAAGAGAGGUAGAAGCAGAGAGGGAGGGGGAUGAAGCAGCGGCGAUGCGAGCAGCAGAGGCAGCAGCAGGGGCAGCAGCAGAGGCGGUGGGGGAUGAAGCGGGGAUGAGAGCAGCGGAGGAGAGGGAGGAUCUAGUGGGGCUGCUGCUGCUGCGAGCUGUGAACGCGGGGCAGUACCGGCAGGUGCUGCCGCUGCCGCGCAUGCUGAGAGAAGCCGGGGUGGAGGUGGGCGUGGCGGGGUUCAGUGCGGUGUUGGCCGGUGCGGUGAAGGAGCAGGAGAAGCUGAGUGUGGCGCGGAGGGAGUUGAGGGACCUGCAGCAGAUGGGCGUGGUGGGACAGCUGUCGCCUCUGGAGGGGCUUCUACUGGAGGGGAGGGGAGAAGAGCUGAGCGACCUGCAGCACAUGGGCGUGGUGGGGCAGCUGUCUCCUUUGGACGGGCUUGUACUGGAGGUCCACGGGGCAGGGUUGCAGCACUAA
This is a messenger RNA of Closterium sp. Naga37s-1, 1598 nucleotides long. NCBI's taxonomy places the organism in Eukaryota, Viridiplantae, Streptophyta, Zygnematophyceae, Desmidiales, Closteriaceae. The record is from the annotation of a GenBank genome assembly.